CUCCCAGAAGUCUUUGGGAGGCGGCCCCGCGGCUCAGGCGACUGGUUGGUACCGGGGAAGAUGGCGGCGCCGGAGCUCAGGCGCUAGGGAAGUUCGCACCGCGGACGCCCGUUGGGCUUGGCGCACGGGCCGGCCAGGAGCUGGUGACUGCCCUCAUGUGUGACUUGCGGCGGCCAGCAGCAGGUGGGAUGAUGGACUUGGCCUACGUCUGUGAGUGGGAGAAAUGGUCCAAGAGCAGCCACUGCCCGUCGGUGCCCCUGGCCUGCGCCUGGUCCUGCCGAAAUCUCAUCGCCUUCACCAUGGACCUGCGCAGUGAUGACCAGGACCUGACCCGCAUGAUCCACAUCCUGGACACGGAGCACCCCUGGGACCUGCACUCCAUCCCCUCAGAGCACCACGAGGCCAUCACCUGCCUGGAGUGGGACCAGUCAGGCUCCCGGCUCCUGUCAGCAGACGCCGACGGGCAGAUCAAGUGCUGGAGCAUGGCGGACCACCUGGCUAAUAGCUGGGAGAGCUCGGUGGGCAGCCUAGUGGAGGGGGACCCCAUUGUGGCCCUGUCCUGGCUGCACAACGGUGUGAAGCUGGCCCUGCACGUGGAGAAGAUGAGACGGAGGGUCAGAGGGGACCACAUCCCACACGGCUCAGGUGGCCAGUCAGGCGCCUCCAGCUUCGGGGAGAAGUUCUCCCGGGUCAAGUUCUCACCGUCACUCACGCUGUUUGGCGGCAAGCCCAUGGAGGGCUGGAUUGCGGUGACGGUCAGCGGCCUGGUCACCGUGUCCUUGCUGAAGCCCAGCGGGCAAGUGCUGACGUCCACCGAGAGCCUGUGCCGGCUGCGCGGCCGUGUGGCCCUGGCCGACAUCGCCUUCACGGGCGGCGGCAACAUCGUGGUGGCCACGGCGGACGGCAGCAGCACGUCGCCCGUGCAGUUCUACAAGGUGUGCGUGAGCGUGGUGAGUGAGAAGUGCCGUAUCGACACGGAGAUCCUGCCCUCCCUGUUCAUGCGCUGCACCACCGACCUCAACCGCAAGGACAAGUUCCCCGCCAUCACCCACCUCAAGUUCCUGGCCCGGGACAUGUCGGAGCAGGUGCUUUUGUGCGCGUCCAGCCAGACCAGCAGCAUCGUGGAGUGCUGGUCCCUGCGCAAGGAGGGCCUCCCCGUGAACAACAUCUUCCAGCAGAUCUCCCCCGUGGUUGGUGACAAACAGCCCACGAUUCUCAAAUGGCGGAUCCUGUCGGCCACCAACGAUCUGGACCGUGUGUCGGCCGUGGCACUGCCCAAGCUGCCCAUCUCGCUCACCAACACCGACCUCAAGGUGGCCAGCGACACACAGUUCUACCCUGGCCUCGGGCUGGCCUUGGCCUUCCACGAUGGCAGCGUCCACAUCGUGCACCGGCUCUCACUGCAGACCAUGGCCGUCUUCUACAGCUCCGCGGCCCCGAGGCCCGUGGACGAGCCGGCCGUCAAGCGCCUCCGCAGCGCAGGCCCCGCCGUCCACUUUAAGGCCAUGCAGCUCUCCUGGACCUCCCUGGCUCUGGUGGGCAUUGACAGCCAGGGGAAGCUGAGCAUGCUCCGCCUCUCACCCUCCAUGGGCCACCCGCUGGAGGUGGGGCUGGCGCUGCGGCACCUGCUCUUCCUGCUGGAGUACUGCAUGGUGACUGGCUACGAUUGGUGGGACAUCCUGCUGCACGUGCAGCCCAGCAUGGUGCAGAGCCUGGUGGAGAAGCUGCAUGAGGAGUACACGCGCCAGACCGCCGCCCUGCAGCAGGUCCUCUCCACCCGGAUCCUGGCCAUGAAGGCCUCGCUCUGCAAGCUGUCACCUUGCACGGUCACCCGCGUGUGCGACUACCACACCAAGCUCUUCCUCAUCGCUAUCAGCUCCACCCUGAAGUCGCUGCUGCGCCCUCACUUCCUCAACACGCCCGACAAGAGCCCCGGCGACCGGCUGACGGAGAUCUGCGCCAAGAUCACCGACGUCGACAUUGACAAGGUCAUGAUCAACCUCAAGACGGAGGAAUUUGUCCUGGACAUGAACACACUGCAGGCGCUGCAGCAACUCUUGCAGUGGGUGGGCGACUUUGUGCUGUACCUGCUGGCCAGCCUACCCAACCAGCAGGGCUCCCUGCUGAGGCCAGGCCACAGCUUCCUGCGGGACGGCACCUCGCUGGGCAUGCUUCGGGAAUUGAUGGUGGUCAUCCGCAUCUGGGGCCUUCUGAAGCCCAGCUGCCUGCCCGUGUACACGGCCACCUCAGAUACCCAGGACAGCAUGUCCCUGCUCUUCCGCCUGCUCACCAAGCUCUGGAUCUGCUGUCGCGAUGAGGGCCCAGCGAGCGAGCCAGACGAGGCGCUGGUGGACGAGUGCUGCCUGCUGCCCAGCCAGCUGCUUAUCCCCAGCCUGGACUGGCUGCCCGCCAGCGACGGCCUGGUCAGCCGCCUGCAGCCCAAGCAGCCCCUUCGUCUGCAAUUCGGCCGGGCGCCCACGCUGCCUGGCAGUGCUGCCACCCUGCAGCUCGACGGCCUCGCCAGGCUCGAGUGCAGUAGUGCCAUCUUGGCUCACCGCAACCUCUGCCUCCCGGGUUCAAAUGAUUCUCUUACCUCAUCUUGCCCAGUAGCUGGGAUUACAGGCAUCAGCCACCACACCCAGGUAUUUUUUGUAUUUUUGGUACAGAUGGGGUUUUGCCAUGUUGGCCAGGCUGGUCUUGAACUCCUGACCUCAAGCGAUCCACCCGCCUUGGCAUCCCAAAGUGAUGGGAUUACAGGUGUGAGCCACCGCGCCGGCCUUGCUGUACAGGGCGCCCUGCCUUAGUCUCUGGCCCCUCUGGAUGUCAGGCCUCGCCGUAAAUCCCUUUAUUGAUGGAGUGACGCUGUAGCAUGGCCCGGGGCCCCGCUGAGCACAGACACCUCCUCUGGAGGAUCUCCCGGGGGUAAGAGGUCACCUGCAGGGCCCGGGGCUGGCCUUUCUCUGGAACAUGCGGGGUUUGGGCAACCCAAGCCUGCUGACCUGACCCUGACCACCCAGCAGCCCUGUGAGGUGGGACCUUGCACCCCAUUUCACGGUGAGGAAACCCAGCCAGGGAAGGGCAGGACCUUGUCACCACCACUCAUCUCGGGUCACGUGGUCAGGAAGUGGCCGAGUCAGGAUUUGAACCCGGGCCCGUCAGACCUCCAGCCUGUUUGAGACACACGUUUGACAAGGAGCACAUGGAAACCCUCUGAGCCGCCGAUCGCUCAUAGCUGGAAUCUUAGAAAACACAGAUGAGCAGAAGGAAGAAAAUGAAGUGAACCUCCAGCAGCCCUGCCCUCAGGGAAGGCCCCGGCUUGGCUCUGGGACCUCUGGGGAAGGCGCCCUGGCUUGGCUCUGGGACCGCUAGCAUUUUCUUGCUCGUGUUCACUGUGGGAGUCACGCACGAGGGUUUGGGUUUCAGGGAAAGACUUGAUGGAAAGAGAGGACGGUUACAUCAGAGGCUUGUAAACUGGGAAAAUUUCAAAUAUUUAAGGAGAGCAGAAUAAGCCGGCCCACCCCCACCCAGACCCAGGUCCCCCACCCGCCACCCGCCACCGAGGGCAGCUUUUGCCACCAGAAUCUUGUUGUACAGAGGUCCCAGCGCCUCCAGGCCGGGUGUCUGGGCAGAGGUGGUGUGGAACUCCCCACGUCCCCGCUUCUGUCCAGCCUCAAGGAGCGUCGCAGGCACCUUCUCUGCACCUCAGGCUCCCCGGGCACCUGGGAGACCAACCCUCCUCCUGUGUGGGGGGUCCCGCCCCCUUUACUGGGCCUGUCUCGGUCCCGCACCUCCCACCUCACUGUUCACAGACACCUGGGCCCACCUGGCAGAUGGUGUGAGGCCGGCUAUCCCCCCUGUGGACAGAAGCUCCUGCCGGAACCUGGCCUCAUGGUGCCCAGGCCUCCCUCACGCUCUCCCAUCUCC
Symphalangus syndactylus (siamang) is the source of this 3924-nucleotide messenger RNA. RefSeq names its product mediator complex subunit 16 (gene MED16). NCBI's taxonomy places the organism in Eukaryota, Metazoa, Chordata, Mammalia, Primates, Hylobatidae. The record is from RefSeq and is a predicted model, not a curated record. Gene Ontology annotation, molecular function: protein binding. Gene Ontology annotation, biological process: positive regulation of DNA-templated transcription. Gene Ontology annotation, cellular component: mediator complex.